Messenger RNA from Setaria italica (foxtail millet), 848 nucleotides. Its product is annotated as protein PLASTID REDOX INSENSITIVE 2. The transcript has 3 exons. Gene Ontology annotation, biological process: regulation of gene expression. NCBI's taxonomy places the organism in Eukaryota, Viridiplantae, Streptophyta, Magnoliopsida, Poales, Poaceae. Bases 81 to 602 code for a protein of 173 amino acids. The record is from RefSeq and is a predicted model, not a curated record.
UAAGGAGUCCGGAACUCCGGAGUGGAAGCAACCGAAGCGAAGGCGAAGCGUAGUGAAGCGAGCACGAGCGCUCACCGACGAUGGCGACGAGGGCGUGGGCAGCCUCAACCGCGGCCUUGAGCCCUCCUCUCCUGACUCGCCGCUCCUGCUCCCGGGCGCCGUCGGCUUCCCCCGCGCGUCGCUCGGCGGCGGCGGGGCUCCGGCUGCGCAGCCGCCGCCCGCGGCCGGCGAAGUUCGAGUGCCGCCGCGCCAAGAACGCCGGGUACGAGGACUACAAGUUCCCGGACCCCAUUCCGGAGUUCGCCGAGCAGGAGACGAGCAAGUUCAGGGAGCACAUGGCGUGGCGGCUGGAUCAGAAGAAGGAGGACUACUUCGGGGAGCACGUCGAGGAGAUCGUCGACAUCUGCACCCAGAUCUUAGGGUCCUUCUUGGAAAACGAUUACUGCGGACCAGGGACGCUCCUGGUUCACCCAUUCCUGGACAUGAAGGGCGAGAUCAAGGAGAGGGGGCUUCCGGGUGCACCUCAAGCUGCCCGUGCGGCGAUCGCCUGGGCUGAAAAGAACAUCGACAAGGAUUGGAAGGCCUGGACUGGGGAAUACUAGGGCUAGUUAACCCCCCUUCCUUUUUCUCGUGUUUGCUGUAUUAGCUGUUGUAUCUGUAGUUUGUCUUUCACUCUUUCAGUGUAGACUUGAAGGUAGAACUCUAGAUUAGUCGUCACGUCUUACGAGCUCUAGAACCACAAAAUUUUGAUCCUCUCGUUCUGAUGAAGGUGUGAUUCUUCUUUUUUCCAAAGUGCGAUUACCAGUAUCGCUGUUGUUCCCUGAUGGCUAAAACUUUUUUUCAGCAAA